This is a messenger RNA of Fomitopsis serialis, 927 nucleotides long. RefSeq lists its product as uncharacterized. Bases 1 to 927 code for a protein of 308 amino acids. The record is from RefSeq and is a predicted model, not a curated record. The transcript has 3 exons. NCBI's taxonomy places the organism in Eukaryota, Fungi, Basidiomycota, Agaricomycetes, Polyporales, Fomitopsidaceae.
AUGACUCUACCAACUGCCCCGUUCGUCCGUCCAGGUUAUGAAGACGGAAAUAUCUGUCCGGCCUGUGACAAACCCUUCCGAACCAGCCAAGGUGUCAUGGCUCAUCUCUCCACCGCCCGGUCGUGCAAGUGGUUUCGGAAGGGCAAGAACGCAGUCCCACGAGUAUACGACGUGCCAGACGUCAUUGAAUCCAUUGCGGACAACGACACGGGCUCUGGAGCCGGACCCGAUGCCAUGGACCAAGACCCGGAAGAUUUCCUGGAUGUCCUUCAGCAUAGGGAACUAUUUCGUUUCGAUCUCCCUUCAUCUCCCGCUGCAGACUCACGGUUUCCGGGUGAGGGCGAAGCCUCGUCAUCCAACACUAUGGCGGGACGGGUAAUACGAAUGGAGGAGAGGAUCGUUGACACGUGGAAGGCGUAUUUCGCGGAGGACCCAGGGGAAGAAGCUCAGGGAGAUGAUGUCCCAAUGGAAGUGGACGGCGAGGAAGGACCACCGGCGGCGUGUCCAGACCCUAAUCUCAAGUGGAGACCGUUCGCAUCCGAGUUGGAUUGGCAGGUCGCCAUGUGGGUUAUUAGGGAAGACGUUGGGCAGAAGUCGUUGAAUCGAUUUCUAAGUAUACCCGGGGUUGUGGAAAAGCUGGGGCUCACCUUCAAAGACGUAAGGCAACUAUUUAUGAAGGUCGACACAAUUCCCGACAGAGCAACGUGGAAGACAACGUCUCUGACGUUUCCUGACCGACUAGACGAGGUUCACCUCAUACGCUACCGCGAUAUACUCGAAGCGAUCAAGGCCCUACUCGGUAACCCCGCCCACGCCAAACACAUCGUCUAUCGACCACGGCGGGUCUUCGCGGAUACAUCCAAGACAAGACGUAUCUUCACCGAAAUGUGGACCGGACUCUGGUGGAGUUCAGUACAGGUACGUUAG